AACAGUCACAGGUCAGGUGAUCCGAAGAGCUACAUUGUAAAUAGACAGCGACGAUCCACCGGGGACAUGCCUUCAUAGACUCUUUAAGUCCCCUCUGACGGAACAGGUAUUUACCCCUCCGAGACUGCGUACCUUAAAAACCGGGUCUCCAAUUGUUUCGGGUCAUUUCGGCGCGUGAAAGUCUUACUAAAGUAUGUACCGGUCUCUAUACGCCUUCCGAUCCGCGGAGCCCAACUCGCUGCACUUCGCGGCCGGAGAAAGCUUCUUAAUCCUGGAGAGGAGCAACAAACACUGGUGGCUGGGGUCCCGCUGCAGCUCUGGGGAAACCGGCUACAUCCCAUCAUCAUACAUCGAAAAAAUACAGGCUCCAGAGCAGGAUGAGGUGUUGCAGUCUAUUGACAGAGCAAUUGAAGGAGUCCACAAUGUGGCCUUAAGAAAUGGAGGCAAAUACAACCUGGAACAGAGGGAUGUUCUCCAAAAAUUGAUCCAUCACAGAAAGGAGACCCUUGAAAGACGAAGUUCCUCGUCCGCCGGUCACAAACAAGGCCUCCCAUCCUCCAGCAGCGAAAUAUCUCUCAGUCAAACUCCUCCUCCACCCAACGGCCUUAACCGAGACUACGGACGACAGGGCAGCGUGCCGCUGUCAGGAAGUGUGGACAACAUACAGGCAGAACAGGGCCUUUACCAGGUGCCUCCUCAACCUCGGCGUGCGGCUCCGAUCACCCCACCUCCCCCUGAGAAACAGCGUAACGGCCGGCGUCCAGCAGAGCCAGGGGUCCCCUCCAGAGUGUCCUCUCUUCCUCCGUCCCCUGCUCCCUCCCUCACGACCAGCACCACCUCUUUAGAGUCUGGCUCCUCCCACUCACUGGUCUCCUCUGAUGUCAGCUUGCCAAGUGUUUCCAGCACCCCCCCUCCUCCUGUGCCAUCCCGUGUGAAGCCCACUGCACCUACUCCAGACGUGCUUGCCUCCGACUCCCCUUCUCAGCCAGCUCCUGCAAAGAAGAGCCCAGCUCCACAGCCUCCCCAUGGCACCCCUUCUCCUUCAAAGCCCUCUGUGGAGGAGCAGCCGGAGAGUGAUUGGCCUGUUGCCCCCCCUUCCAUCGCUGAAAGCCCUGCUGGUAGCCCCACAACUUCUGAGCCAGUUCCCAUGACUAUCGGGGCCGAGCUGAUUGAGCUGGUGCGGAAGAACACAGGCUUGAGUUACGAGCUGUCGCGGGUCGCUGUAGGCGUGGUGGUCGGACAUCUGCAGACGGCCUUACCUCAAGCCUCCUCUGAUUUGGAGCAAGUUCUCCUCUCCCUGGUGAAGAGCAAGGUGCAUUUGAAUGCAGCGCUGCCGCAGGGUCAGGUGUGUCACGAUGAACAGAGGCUGGAGGUGAUCUUUAGCGACCUCGCCCGCCACCGGGACGAUUCUCAGCAGCGCAGCUGGGCGCUUCAUGAAGACCACGCGCUCAUCGCCUGCUACCUCGAAGAGCUGCUGAAGAUACUGACUGAUGCAGAUCCUGAGGUGUGUAAGAAGAUGUGUAAGACCAACCACUUCGAGAAUGUGUUGUCUCUGGUUUCAUAUUAUCAGAUGGAGCUUCGCGUGUCUUUGCGGCUGCUGCUGCUCAAAGUGUUCGGGGCGAUGUGCAGCUUGGAUGCUUCUCUCAUCUCCACCCUCCUCAACUCCAUCAUCCCGAUGGAGCUGGCCAGGGACUUACAGACUGACACACAAGAGCACCAGAAGAUGUGCUACACAGCUUUGGUGCUCACUAUGAUCUUCUCAAUGAGCGAACAGGUGCCAUAUCAUCACUACGAACACUUGAAUGCUGACUUUGUUGAGUUUCUGCUGGGUGUGGUGGAGGACGGGCUUCCCUCUGAUCCCACAGAGCAGUUGCCUGACAUCUUCCUGAACCUCCUGCUGGCCUUCAACCUGCACCACACAGCACCCGGCAGCAAUGUGAUCAUGCAGGAGCUGAAGAAGAAAAAUGUCAAGAUCCUGUCUGAGAAAGUGCUGCUGCUUCUUAACAGAGGCGACGACCCUGUGUGUAUGUUCAAACACACCCCGCCUGCACCGCACUCAGUGCUCAAGUUUCUGCAGGAUGUUUUCGCCAGCCAAGAGACGGCUGACAUCUUCUACCGCACUGACAUGAUGGUGAUGAUUGACAUUGCUGUUCGACAAAUCUCUGACCUUUCACCUGGAGACAAGCUGAGGAUGGAGUAUCUCUCCCUAAUGCACUCCAUAAUACGCUCAACGGACUACCUCGAGCACCAGCACCGCCAGUCUGACCUGCAGGGGGUGCUGCAGAGGAUUCUCAGGGAGGAGGAGGAUGCCGGAGAGGAUGAAGGGAGCGCUACAGCGAAACAGAUGGAUAAGCUAAUUGUACAGCAGAUCUACAAGGAGUUCCCGCAGAUCAGUGAGAACCAGCACUAACCAUAUCAGUACCAUACUAACACGCCGUAGUCUGCUCCUGUCUACUAAAGGGAGGUACAGUAAAUGUUGAGGGACAAAGAGGUGACAAUGGAUGGGACGCCCUGUAUUCUGUGCCAGCCUGUGCUGAGAGAAGCUAAUCAGUUUUGCCAAUUACUUGAAGUCCAGGGCUGCGGCAUGCAUAUGAUGUCGAUAUCAGAAAGAUGCUCAUGUUGUUCACAGCUUCUCCCAUCUCAAAUUAAUUUUAUUUGAAAAAGAAGUGGUAGGAUUUUUUUUUUCUCUUGUGUUCUUCAAGAUGGGAAGAAUAUGACAAAUGCACAAAAACCUGUGAGGUUUAGUCACACUUGGAGAUAAAAAAUAGUCAAAAUACAGGCCAAACACUGGAGCUGUUUCACAGUGAAUUCCUAGCAAUAAUUACGUUAAAAUCAUACAAUAACUGUAUGCACUUAUAGUAUUUAAAACCCCAACUAAAUCUUAUUCAAACCUAAAUAUAUAUAACCAAAUUGAUUUUAAAAUGCAAUCAAAGAUUUUGAAUACAAAGUGCCAUUAUUUGAAUUGUUGUGAGAAUAUAUUAUGUGCUUCCCUUGUAGUGGGACCAAACUACUGUGUGUUACUACAAGCAUUAUUUUCUUAAUAGAGUAUAAUACUCUUAAAGCUGACUUCCUCUUUCAUUCACCCUUCAUUCAUUAGAAUUAGAAUUUAAGCCAAGUCGAACAAGUUUAUUAUUCUAGUGAGAAAAAAAGCACACUGACUCAUGUGUUAUCAAUACGAAGCUUUUAGCUGAGUAACUUGCUGCUACAUAUUGAGUCUUUCCUGUGGCUCCGUAUCUCUUUACUGCUUAUUUAAACACGUUGAUGAUCACUCUGUAUUUACAUAUGCAAAACUCCUCUAACAUAUGAAGUUAUUGACCGUUUACAGAUUAAAGUAUGUAUGUCGCAUUCACAUUCAAACUAAUUGUGCUGCAAUAAGGCUUUACAUAGCAACUUGCAAUAUAGCUGAAAUAUACCAAUAGUCUUGGCUGAUGUGAGCGGUGGCUUUCUGGAGAUAAUAAUAACUGCACUUAUUAUUACCCAAGAUGAUACAUUAGUCAGUGUUGUUGAUUUCCAGUUAUUAACUGAUGCUCCAACUGAAAAUCAAGACAAUGGAGUUGAUAUACAGGGCAUUUUUUUCUCUCCUCAUGGUUUUAAUACUUUAAGCAACAUGUACCUUUCCUUGUUUCCUCCCAAUGAUGUAGUGAUUGAUGUUCUUCCAUCUUACACUUUAAAAUAUCUGUUUUGGUCCCUGGCAUGGCUAUCCCGUCUGGAGAUGGUCAUUGCAAUCCAGAAAUGAUAUCAGUUUUUAGUUAAUGUCCAGGUGUUCGUUCAUUAAUUAUGUGUGUGUCUGUUUACAGUGUGUGUGAGAGAGGUGAGGGUCCCUUCUUUCCAUGAUUAACAUUGUCUGCAAAAGUGCUAUAAUAAAACAGUGUUAUAAUAAAGCUAUAUUUUAGUA
Cyclopterus lumpus (lumpfish) is the source of this 3895-nucleotide messenger RNA. RefSeq names its product NCK-interacting protein with SH3 domain-like. The transcript has 13 exons. NCBI's taxonomy places the organism in Eukaryota, Metazoa, Chordata, Actinopteri, Perciformes, Cyclopteridae. The coding region runs from base 194 to 2410 and encodes 738 amino acids. The record is from RefSeq and is a predicted model, not a curated record. Gene Ontology annotation, molecular function: protein binding; Arp2/3 complex binding. Gene Ontology annotation, biological process: endocytosis.